This is a messenger RNA of Frankliniella occidentalis (western flower thrips), 2852 nucleotides long. It is a transcript of the gene Nsun2, whose product is annotated as tRNA (cytosine(34)-C(5))-methyltransferase. Gene Ontology annotation, molecular function: tRNA (cytidine-N5)-methyltransferase activity; tRNA binding. The record is from RefSeq and is a predicted model, not a curated record. The transcript is spliced from 9 exons. Lineage: Eukaryota; Metazoa; Arthropoda; Insecta; Thysanoptera; Thripidae. Gene Ontology annotation, cellular component: nucleus; cytoplasm. Gene Ontology annotation, biological process: tRNA methylation. Bases 119 to 2401 code for a protein of 760 amino acids.
GCUGCUGUCUGCGAGUGCGAAAAGGCCUGUUGUGCCGUCUUGCCCAUGUGUGCAGUUUCACAGUUCAUCGGCUUUUUGUCCUUUCUAGUGUUUCCAUUGUAUUAACUCAUCUCCCGAUAUGGGACGGCGCCAUGGAAUCCGCAAUUCUAAUUCGUUCGCUCAGAAGAAACGCAACCAGAAACACAAGCAAAAGGAUGUCUGGGAUCCGGCAAAAGCAAGAAUGAAUUAUGUUGACACUGUACGUGAGAGUGAAGGAUUUUCUACUUACUACAAGAAACAAAAUGUAUGUCCUGAAAAUGAGUGGGAGCAGAUGAUGGCAACCCUCAAAGAAACUUUACCUACAUCAUUUCGAAUAACUGGUUCCAAAAUGGAAGCAUCUGCAAUGCUUGAUGUCAUUGAAGGGCAGUUCUUCAAAGAAUUGCUUCCAACUGGUGUUGAUACUGGUACAGAUAUCAAACCACCCAAACAGCUCCCAUGGUACCCUGACCGUCUUGCCUGGCAGCUAGAUAUAUCCAGGAAAGAUAUUCGUAGAUCAGAAGAAUACUACCGGCUUCAUAACUUCUUAAUAGCUGAAACAAGCACUGGCAACAUUAGCCGCCAGGAAGCUGUGAGCAUGAUACCACCUCUUGUUUUAGAUGUGAAACCCCAUCACAAGGUUCUUGACAUGUGUGCUGCACCUGGAUCUAAGACUGCCCAACUCAUUGAGAUGCUGCAUGCAGACCAGCAGCCUGGAGACCCUCCUCCUGAGGGCUUUGUUAUUGCUAAUGAUAUGGACAAUAUGCGGUGUUACAUGCUGGUUCAUCAAUUAAAACGGCUCAGUAGUCCAUGCGUUGUCAUUGUUAACCAUGAUGCAUCUCAGUUACCAAAUAUGCAAAUUCCUGGUCAAGAUGGAAACCCAACACCUUUAAAGUUUGAUCGUAUUUUGUGUGACGUGCCAUGUACUGGUGAUGGCACUCUUCGCAAGAAUCCUGACAUAUGGGAAAAGUGGAAUGCAGCCAAUGGUAAUAAUCUCCAUGGAAUCCAAUACCGGGUUGCUCGAAGAGGCCUUGAACUUUUGGCAGUGGGUGGACGGAUGGUUUAUUCCACAUGUUCACUGAAUCCCAUUGAAAAUGAAGCAGUACUUCAUCGAAUACUCAAGGAAUGUGAAGGUAGUGUAGAGCUUGAAGACGCUAGUGCCUCCCUACCUGGCUUACAGUUUAAGCAAGGGAUGACAACAUGGACACCAUGCUCCAAAGACCUCAUUGGGUAUGAAAAAUAUGAAGAUGUUCCAGAGCAGUGGAGAACCCAAGUGCGGCCAUCAAUGUUUCCACCUGCUAAGGAGGAUGCUAGCAAAUACAACCUAGAUCGGUGUAUUCGUAUUUUGCCUCACUUGCAAAACACAGGAGGAUUCUUUGUAGCAGUUUUAAACAAGGUGAAGACUUUGCCAUGGGAAGCCCGCCCCAAGACAACAGAGCAGAGCUCAGAUUCGGGAGAAAUCAACGAAGCUACAGAAGUCAAUUCUGCUAACAGUCCGCCUGUGAAAAAGCGGAGGACAGAUGAAGCGGAAAGCACAGAGCAGAAUGUAAAUUCAGAUGAGACUAAAGAAGUAUCAGAUGAGGUCAAGCCACCUAAAGGUAACCCCAAGAAAAAUCCUAAAAGCCGAGGAUAUAAGGAAGAUCCCUUUGUAUUCUUUUCUGAGAGUGAAGAAUUGUGGCCUGUUCUUCAGGAAGCAUAUGACUUGAAAUCUGAACUGUCUUGCACCUCCUUCUUGACCCGCUGUGCCGUGGGCAAGAAAAAGAACAUAUAUUUCACAACUCCUGCUCUACGUGAUUUGAUUAAAAAUAAUGAACAGCGAAUUAAGAUUAUUAAUACUGGAGUUAAAGCGUUUGCUAGAUGUGACAACAAAGCAAUGAAAUGCUGUUUCCGUCUAGCUCAGGAAGGAUUGAAGUGUAUUGAAUCUUUCAUUGGACCCAAGCGCAGAAUAAGGGUAGAUAAAGAUGAUCUAGUACUUCUUUUGACUUGCCAGGAUCCUUCAUGUCCCCCUGAAAUUGAAAAAUAUAGUGCUCCUACUCAAGAAGCUCUCAACAGACUUGAGGAUCACGGCAGUUUUGUUGUUGAAUUUGAAGGCAAAACUUCUUUUGGUAGACAACUUGUGACAACAUUAGUUGGUUGGAAGGGUACACGCUCUGUUCGAGCUUAUGUAGGUGUUGAUGAAUGUGUCCACACUCUCAGAUUACUUGGAGAAGAUGUCUCAAAAUAUGAGGUGAAUAAAUUUAAAAACAGAGCUGAGAAUAAAGAGAGUGAGCUUGCUAAAAUAAAUGAAGAAAGUAAACAGGAGACCGAUCAGAAAGAAGAAAAUGAAAAUGACACAGUGGAGGAUAAGGCUACUGUUACAAAUGAUCAUGAAAAUGGGAACCCUUGAGACAUUGCAUUUUGUUUUUAUUUAUAAUAGACGCCUUUUCAAAGAUGACAGCCAUUUAAUCUUCCAUAAAAAAAAGAAAUAAGUAAUGUAAAAAUCAAUUUAACGUUUAUAUCUAAACAUUUGUUAAAAAUUCCAUAAUUAGUUUUUUUAAAAGUCAUAUAUGGAGGGAUUGAUGGAUGCAGGACAAGUAGUUAAGCUAAGAGCUUUUCAAUAAUAGUGGUCAAUCUUAUAAGAAUGCCUUUGGUGUGUUUCAGACAGUUUGAUGUUCUACAGAAUAAUGUCGUACAAUCUCCAGGAUUGUAUGUUCAGCUAUUCCUGAUUUUGCCUAGAAUAUCUUUGCAUGCGAGUAGCACCAUGGUUUUACCUAUUUUUAUUAUAAUUAUUGUUUGUCCAACAAUCAUCUGGAAGAGGCCACUGAAUGGUAGUCAUUCAAUAAAGUUGAUUCAUAAGA